Molecule: messenger RNA, 426 nt
Organism: Colletotrichum tamarilloi
Lineage: Eukaryota; Fungi; Ascomycota; Sordariomycetes; Glomerellales; Glomerellaceae
Exons: 1
Coding region: 1-426 (141 amino acids)
Source: RefSeq, a predicted model, not a curated record
AUGUACGAGUACGUAAGAAAUAUUUCCGACCGGGUUCCUGACCUAUGCGUCCAGUCCCCCCCUUCUCUUGCCCUUUCUUUCUUUCUUCGCUUGUUAGUUGAUUGGAUAUACACAACGGGAAGAAAAACGAGAGGCCUCCUCUAUUGUGCAUAUCGACGGGCGCAUCGAGCCGCGUAUAUUCAUUCCGAUCCGGCAAGGUACCACGAUCAGAUAGCUCUGUUUUUCGAGUUUUCGAGCGUGUUGCUCUGGCAGAAAAAAAAGUUUGAGUUGAGCCGCUGGAGAGAAAAUGGCUCUUCCCAAUUGAGUAACCCAGAGGCAUUAUUGGACGGGAUCUUCACGCCGUUUCCGCCCGUCGUGAGGGGAGGCCUCUUGGAUUGUUAUCUAGAACUCGGAAUAGCAUUGGCUAGGGAAGACCAGCCAUCGUAG